This is a messenger RNA of Paralichthys olivaceus (Japanese flounder), 933 nucleotides long. The record is from RefSeq and is a predicted model, not a curated record. NCBI's taxonomy places the organism in Eukaryota, Metazoa, Chordata, Actinopteri, Pleuronectiformes, Paralichthyidae.
GGGAGUUGGCACAAGAGUAGGAAAAGAGAGGGAGAGAGAGGGAGAGAGAGAGAGAGAGAGGGAGAGUUCAGUGCGUGUCUCUUGGGGAGAAGCACACAGUCAAUGUCCAGGUCUGCAGCAAACAUUAAUGACCCUCCUCUAUAAAGCUGCACUGCUGCUGCAUGGACCCUCGGAGCAAAGGCAACAAACCAUCGACAGCGUUUCUAAUUUAUUUUUGAACUCAAGGACACACUGUAGGGCUCCAGCACAAACUGGCCACUAGUGACACUGACAGCAGCUUUUCUAGGAGUUUAAGUUUCUUUAGAUGCUGAAAAGAGUCAAGACAAAGUGACCAGAGAUCAACCAGCCGAACAGAAAAUGACAACUGCAGCAGCUCAGGAUCUUGAUGAGCUGUGCUUCCUGUCAGCGCAGUCCAUGCCCAGUCUGAAAGUAUCCGAACACUACAAGGUGGUCAAGCUCCUGGGAGAGGGAUCCUAUGGAAAGGUCGUUCUGGCGGUACACAGAAAGAGAGGAACUCCUAUGGCUCUGAAGUUCUUCCCUCGUCAGUCCACCUCCCUCUACUCUUUCCUGCGGGAAUACAAUCUCUCGCUCUCCUUCUGCACCCAUCCUUCUCUGACCCGGGCUCUUGGGAUCUUCUUUUCCACGCCGACCUAUUACGUGUUUGCUCAGCAAGCCGGACUGUACGGUGACCUCUACAGUGUGAUUGUCUCAGAGGUCAGUUAAGCUGAAAUGAGCUGUUGAUUCCCUGCAUGACGAGGAGAUAGAGGACGUUUCCUCACGUUUCGGUGAACAAAAAGUUUGAAUACUGUCGCCUAGAAGAAUCCUGCUAAUACACAACAGUAGAUAUGUUUGUACAGAAAUAUGCUGGCUCAAACGAUGACUUAACAUAUUACAUAUCGAAUUUCCAUGUAAGUUUUUUACACAAAUUCAAUG